Penicillium soppii is the source of this 462-nucleotide messenger RNA. RefSeq lists its product as uncharacterized. The transcript is spliced from 2 exons. NCBI's taxonomy places the organism in Eukaryota, Fungi, Ascomycota, Eurotiomycetes, Eurotiales, Aspergillaceae. The record is from RefSeq and is a predicted model, not a curated record. The coding region runs from base 1 to 462 and encodes 153 amino acids.
AUGGCAUUCAAAACCUGGCUUGUCGCUGGUGCAUCCUCCAGUUCAGAGCCACAAUCGCAGAGGCAGUCCUCCAAGCCGAUCUCAGACCUCGGCAUCUGGAUUGAGCUUGAUGUGACGAGCUCUGGCACCACGAAAGCGGUGGAAUUUGCGGCCAAUGAGUCUGGUGGUGUUGUUGAUGUGGUUGUUAAUAAAGCCGGGUAUUCGUUGCUAGGCAGUAUCGGAGAUAUGAACGAGGCCGAAAUCGAGGCUCAAUUUAACACGAAUAUUUACGGUCCUGUUCGUGUGUUGAAGGGUGUUCUUCCUUUCGUGCGGGCGAGGAAGUCUGGCACUGUUGUCAAGAUUAGUAGCAGUGCCGGGGUUGAUGGACUGCCCGCAUGCGCGAUGUACUCCAGGACGAAGCUUGCUCUUGAAGAUGAGUGUUGCUCCAUAGACGCCUUUGUCCUAAGAUACAAAUAUAUUUAG